AGAGUUGGACGCCGCCUGCUCCCAGCUCCCCGCCCACCGCCCUCCCAGAGCUGGGCCCUAGUCCUUCGCUCGCAGCGGUGCCGCCAUGGGCCCAGACAUGGAGCCGUUGCUCCUGGCCUGGAGCUAUUUUAGGCGCAGGAAGUUCCAGCUCUGCGCCGAUUUGUGCACGCAGAUGCUGGAGAAGUCCCCUUAUGACCAGGCAGCUUGGAUUCUAAAAGCACGAGCACUAACUGAAAUGGUUUACAUAGAUGAAAUUGAUGUAGAUCAGGAAGGAAUUGCAGAAAUGAUUCUGGAUGAAAAUGCUAUUGCUCAAGUUCCACGCCCUGGAACAUCUUUGAAACUCCCUGUAACUAAUCAAACAGGAGGGCCUAGUCAAGCUAUUAGGCCAAUCACUCAAGCUGGAAGACCCAUUACAGGUUUCCUUAGGCCCAGCACACAGAGUGGAAGGCCAGGCACUAUGGAACAGGCUAUCAGGACACCCAGAACUGCCUACACAGCCCGCCCUAUUACCUCAUCUGGAAGAUUUGUCAGGAUGGGAACGGCUUCCAUGCUUACAAGUCCUGAUGGACCAUUUAUAAAUUUAUCUAGACUGAAUUUAACAAAAUAUUCCCAGAAACCUAAAUUGGCAAAGGCUUUGUUUGAGUAUAUCUUUCAUCAUGAAAAUGAUAUUAAGACUGCUUUGGAUCUUGCUGCCCUUUCCACAGAGCAUUCUCAGUACAAGGACUGGUGGUGGAAAGUACAGAUUGGAAAAUGUUACUACAGAUUAGGAAUGUAUCGUGAAGCAGAAAAACAGUUUAAAUCAGCCCUGAAGCAGCAGGAAAUGGUAGAUACCUUUCUCUACUUGGCAAAAGUUUACAUCUCUUUGGAUCAACCUGUAACUGCUUUAACUCUCUACAAACAAGGUUUAGAUAAGUUUCCAGGAGAAGUAACCCUACUCUGCGGAAUUGCCAGAAUCUACGAGGAAAUGAACAAUAUUCCAUCUGCAACUGAAUACUACAAAGAAGUUCUGAAACAAGACAAUACUCAUGUGGAAGCCAUCGCAUGCAUUGGAAGCAACCACUUUUACUCUGACCAGCCAGAAGUAGCUCUCCGGUUUUACAGGCGACUCCUGCAGAUGGGUGUUUAUAACUGCCAGCUUUUUAACAAUCUGGGGCUGUGUUGCUUCUAUGCCCAGCAGUACGAUAUGACUCUGACCUCAUUUGAACGUGCCCUUUCUCUGGCCGAAAAUGAAGAAGAGACAGCUGAUGUCUGGUACAACUUGGGACAUGUAGCUGUGGGAAUAGGAGAUACGAAUUUGGCCCAUCAGUGCUUCAGGCUGGCUUUGGUUAACAACAACCACCAUGCCGAGGCCUACAACAACCUGGCCGUGCUGGAGAUGCGGAAGGGUCAUGUUGAACAGGCAAGGGCACUGUUACAAACUGCAUCAAGUUUAGCGCCUCAUAUGUAUGAACCACAUUUUAACUUUGCCACAGUCUCUGAUAAGAUUGGAGAUCUGCAGAGAAGCUAUGUUGCUGCACAGAAGUCUGAAGCAGCAUUUCCAGAUCAUGUGGAUACACAGCAUUUAAUUAAACAGUUAAAGCAGCAUUUUGCUAUGCUCUGAUUGUUCCUUAGACCAAAUAUCUUCUUAUGAAGGGGCAUUAUAUACAAGGGGAAAAGUACUGUGUAUAUGUAUGGAUAUAUUGUAACAUAUAUAUUUUAUAAACCUGUGCUUGCUAUUUGUGAAGGUGACAUAUGAGGGAGUUUAAACCAGAAUAUAUAGUGAAAAAUUUUGUAAUAACAAUAACUUUGUGAAUAUUAUUAUAAAAUGCAGAAUGUAUGCAUUUCUAAGUAGAUCAUGAGGCUUUCUCCUACAUUAUACGGUAGAUGUUUAUCUUCAUUAAUUUCCUCAAAUUUUUAUAGAUGCACAUUUUUGAAGUCCUCAAGCUGACAAUUAGCCAUCACAUAAGCUUAAGAGGUCUGAAAUCUUCCUUUAAAAUUGCAUUUUUAAGCUCCACACCAUGGCACGUGACUAUAAUCUUAACUUCUUGGGAGGCUGAGGUAGGAAGAUCACUUGAGCCCAUGAUGGCAGCCUGGGCAACCUAGGAAGAAUAUGUUUCUUUAAAAAAAAAAUUUUUUUUUAAUUUUUUCAAAAGCUACACUUGUAUGUCUAAAAGUAUGUGUAUUUAUCCUAAGUAGAAGCUUUA
Molecule: messenger RNA, 2183 nt
Organism: Otolemur garnettii (small-eared galago)
Lineage: Eukaryota; Metazoa; Chordata; Mammalia; Primates; Galagidae
Gene: TTC8
Product: tetratricopeptide repeat domain 8
Exons: 14
Coding region: 86-1600 (504 amino acids)
Biological process (GO): non-motile cilium assembly
Cellular component (GO): non-motile cilium; BBSome; ciliary basal body
Molecular function (GO): protein binding
Source: RefSeq, a predicted model, not a curated record